Messenger RNA from Trichomonas vaginalis G3, 1416 nucleotides. RefSeq lists its product as uncharacterized. Bases 1 to 1416 code for a protein of 471 amino acids. The record is from RefSeq and is a predicted model, not a curated record. The transcript has a single exon. Lineage: Eukaryota; Parabasalia; Trichomonadida; Trichomonadidae.
AUGAGUGAAUCAACAUCAUCAGUACAAAUAGAAGAGAGAGAUCAAGCAGAUGUUCAAUCCGAAACACCAGUGCUCCCAAAAACACGUAGCCAGACGGCAUCUCUCCCACAGAAACCUUCGAAUCAACCGAAGUUCCCACUUCCUAGCUACCUUGUUGGUGUAUUAUCAGAAGAAAAAUGGAAUUCAUUUUCGCUCGCUAAGCAAAAAAUCUGCAUGAGGAUUCUGAAAUCACCCAAUUCGUUUUAUUUCCGUUUCAGACCUCCGUGGGAAGAAACAAAGGUUGGACCAUUCUCCAAGGAGGAAGAGGCAAUGUUCUACAGGCGUAUGGAUUACUUUCAGAAAACAUUGGGAAUCAAAAAUGCAUUAUGGGGAUAUUUUGCCAUCCCAUUCAUUGGCAGAGUUGGAUACCAGCUUUCAACAUUCUACAGGAAUCAAGUAAAGACCGGUAAAAUUAAAGAUGAAGAUUACUCCAAAGAUGAUAAAGGCGAUCUUAAAAGCACACGUCCAAGAUCUAAGCACGAGAUACCUGAGCCGCUUUCCAAAAAACUGACUGAUGAAGCCUACAAUUUCAUUUUGAACCAAAUCGAAGGAUUGGACAUUAAGGACGAGGACAUUGGUGAUGAUUACACUAUCGGAAAGAGACCACGGAAACAGCGCUCAUAUUCUGAUAAUGACUUCACAGCUGAUGAGAAAGAUUUCAAUGACGACAAUCUCGAUAAUCCAGACGAUCCAUUCGUUCAGGGACAUCCUAAUGAGCACGGCAGCAAGUCCGCUAAGGAUGGAUCUGCUCAGAAGGAUAACUCUGCUCAAAAAUCCGAAAACGCUUCUGGAUCAGCCGAAAAUGGAGGAUCUUCUAAUUCUAAUACGGAAAGAUCCCAGAAUCAAGCUGGAAAUUCACAUUCCAACCAAAAUGCCGAUUCCGAAAUCCGCCAAUCUGCUUCAGAAACAGCUGAUUCAUCGAAGCAAGAAGCUGCUGCACCAGCCCAGCAAAAUCCAGCUCCAAGAAAGCGCGGCCGCCCACGGAAAAAUCCAAUUGAUCCAAAUGCACCGAAACCACAACCAGCACGUCCAAAGGCAGAUGGCAACAACGAUGAAGAAUCUGAUUUCUCGGGUCUCGUCAGCCGAAUCAGGAGUCGCCACCACCACAGCCAGAAAAAGAACGUAGAUUAUGAUUCCGAUGAAGAAGGAUGCCCUCUUGUUGGUGGUAUGGACCCAGUUUCCCAUCGCCCAAUGAGAAAUCCAGCUGUUAACCAAGAAGGAUACGUUUUGGAUUAUGAUUCUUGGACAAGAGUAUUAAACGGAACUGCAAGGAUGCCAUUCGAUACAAAUAUUCAUAACUUGAACGAGCUGAGAGUUUUGAACAGGAGAAACUACAAUGAAUUGAGGAUGACUUUUAUCAACUUCAAUCCAAUCUAA